This is a messenger RNA of Pieris brassicae (large cabbage white), 3276 nucleotides long. RefSeq lists its product as uncharacterized. Bases 487 to 3078 code for a protein of 863 amino acids. Gene Ontology annotation, molecular function: nucleic acid binding. The transcript is spliced from 12 exons. Lineage: Eukaryota; Metazoa; Arthropoda; Insecta; Lepidoptera; Pieridae. The record is from RefSeq and is a predicted model, not a curated record.
GAUUAUGAAUGACAGAUUCGUCAUCCUCAUUCCUUGUUAAAGAUAAAACAAUACAUACAAAAUAAUAAUGAAAAUACAAGUAACUUAAACGAUGACGAGGUGGAAAUUUAUUUAGCGUUUAUUUACCGACAUAAUAUCUUGAAGGGGUUUGGUUAUUAUUUCUUUCAGAAAAAACUUAACGUCAAAAGUAAAAUCAAAUUUGAAACCACCAGUGACCAGAUAUAAACGUUCGCGGAUCUAGAAUCGCGUGUUUAUUUGCUUCAUAGUUCUUUCACUUCUAAAUAAAUAAUGGCUUUUGAAUAAGCUGGAAACAUUAAUUGUAUUUUGAAUACCGAAAUAUGAAUUAUACAAACUUUUUUAUGUAUUAAAUAUUUUAUUUCUAAAGUACUUUUAUUUGAAAAUCUUGAUGCAAAAACUCAGUAUUUUAAGGUUUGAAUAAACUUACAACAACAUUAGUUAAGCUAUCAUCAGCAUUUUACAGAUAAAAUGCAUUCUACAAAUAAUUAUAGUUCUACAAAACUGUUUGAGGAGGACAUACCCACUGAUUUUAAAGUACUAUGGCUGAACACUACAUUGAAAUUUGUAAAAAAUGAUAAACAAUCACUCUUGAAAUAUCCAGAAAUGCCUGCUAACAGAAUAAAAUUUCUUAAAGUAAUGAUAACAACAUCAAAUACAAAUGGAUUAUUUUCUCCACUUUGGGAAGCAUUGAAAAUAAUGAGCUUAAAGUAUGAUUUUCGAAUGUAUGUUGAACGUACAGGGUCUGAGCAAGGACAUUUGUUUUUGAAGAAAAUACUCAAGAAAGAAAAUGUUGACGAUAAAGGAGAGAGCAGACCAGAAUCAUGCACAGUAUCCAAAGCACAGAAGAAGAGGGAAAAGAAGAAACGCAAUAAAAAAGAAUUUACUCAAACAGUUAGAGAACAAGUGGAUUCGAUAUCGCCUUUAUUUGUUAAGAAUACAUUGAAUACGAUUUUCGAGUUUGUCGAAGAUGAGGCACAGGCUAGUUUGCCGUUUGACAGCUUGUCGCGAGUGGAGGCGCAGUUUAUAUAUAAUGUAAAUGGUAUUUUAAAGCGAAAAGACGCAAUGAAGGAAUUAUUCUCGCCAGUUUGUAAUAUAUUAUGGAAGAAAAUACAUGACAAGUUGAAAGAUGCGACUCAUUUUGCGCUAGAAAUGUCCAGCAUCAAUGUUGAUCCUGAUACAGCCAAGAGACAGAUGACGUUGUUCAAAACACCCAAGUUUAAUAAGAAAACUGAAGAAAUAAAUGAAAGUGUAGACUCUGACAUUGAAAAUGAGAGUCCUCCGAAUACGGAAAGAGCUAUAUCUGAUGUUAACAGGUUGAAAUUAUUGCAAUCUAUAGAAAAUUGUGUAAAGAAAGACUCACCACAACAAGCAACACAAACUAAAUCACAAGUAACUCGUAUAAAUAGCGUUAAAAUGUUAAAAAUUAAAGUAAGUAACAACUUACUUAACGAAUCAUCGAAUAGUAGGGAAUUAGAAGUAAAUGUUACGAAACCAGUAACAAAUACUAAAGAGCGAAUAGAUAUUAAAUCAGUAAAGAAUAACUCAGAAGGAAUAAACAAUACAAAACCAGCAACAAAUACAGAAUCAGUAACAAAUAAAAAACCAGCAACAAAUAAAGAUCCAGCAACAAAUAAAGAUCCAGCAACAAAUAAAGAUACAGCAACAAAUAAAGAUCCAGCAACAAAUAAAGAUCCAGCAACAAAUAAAGAUCCAGUAACAAAUAAAGAAUCAUCAACAAAUAAAGAUCCAGUAACAAAUAAAGAAUCAUCAACAAAUAAAGAUCCAGCAACAAAUAAAGAUCCAGCAACAAAUAAAGAUCCAGCAACAAAUAAAGAUCCAGCAACAAAUAAAGAUCCAGCAACAAAUAAAGAACCAGUAACAAAUAGAGUACCAGCAUUAAAUAGUAAUCCAGUUAUAGAUAAAGAAUCCGUGAUUGAUAAUAUUGAUAGAGGAUUAUCUAAGUUAGAAAUAAAUUCAAAUAAAAUACCCACUGUGGAAAAGACUGUUGUUGGAAGAAAGAGAAAUAGAACGAUACAAGUGCCGACUAUGUCUGGCGCAUUAAAAGAAAAGAUGGAAACAUCAAGGCUGUCCAACCCUAAAGUGAAAUUAAUUGAAGGCUUAUCGAAACCUUUAGAGAGUGAAAAGGGUUUAAGAAUGAUGCGUUGUAUGGGAUGGGAUGGUGGUGCAUUAGGGACACGGGAGGGGGGCAUAACCGAGCCGAUAAUGCCGGCUUUGCAUCUCACAGCCAAAGCUGGCCUCGGCCACGUUGGUACUAACAAAGUCGUCAAGGCCAAAAAUGGCGUAGAAUAUCGCAUACAUAUUUUAGAAAAUAUACUAAAUCUACUAAAUGGUAGUUCAAAUGAAUUGGUGAUUGACUUCUGUGACCAAUUGAACAAAAAGGAGGUAAAUUUCCUUGGUAAUGUCAGUCGUGCGCUGUUGAGCGGAAAACGUAUCGGAGUCAAUAGUGAGCGUGAGGUAGAGCUGGAUAAGCGGAUUUCAGCUUUUUUGUCCUCGAAGCUGGAUUUGAUGGUCGAUAUACAGGUUGUUAAUAAUAGACAAAUUAAACUAGAAAAGAAGUCGAUUUUGUACGUACAAAAUGAAACUAAACAAAAACAAAGUGUUUUUGUGUUAGAAAAUCGUUUUGAUAAACCAAAUGCUGGUAAAAAAAAAGCGAAUAAAGAUGUUCGCGGGGAUCAUGAACUUUUAACAGACAAAGAGAUACUAUCUCUGUUAGAUCUAAAAGAGCAGAUGAAAAUCUCAAAGAAAUCUAUGAAUAAACUUAAGUUACGAUUGUUUAUAAUAAAAUCGUUAUUGGACUUUAUUAAAAGCGACUCUGAUAAUGUCACUUUGAAUUGUAAAUUGUCGUCACCUAUGAGGAAAUAUGUACAUGGAUUGUGCUCAGCCAUAAAUAGCAGAAUGGAACACAAAUUUCGUUUUAAUAUAGAGACGUUUGUUUGGUUGGAUAUCGUGCAAUGUUUGAAGGGGACAGACCUUUAUCUCGUAGUUCGAAUGGAUCCCAGGUAUGUUUUGCUUGUCAAUUGUCAAAAGUUGCAUUUUUGACAAUUUGAUGAUUGACUCCUUUGACUUCCCGAGUCGAAUCCGUUAAAUUGUCAUUUAAAUUUGACAGAUACUUCAUUUAUGAUUCUUGAGUCUUAGUGAUCACAUUUAACCCCUAUUUAUUAAAAAAAAACAGUCUGCACCAAUUUAACUGAAGUACUCGUCUGUCUCUUUUUAUCAUAACGUAAAUACAAUUUGACA